AUUGGAAUAGGUUUUAUAAUAAAAAUAGCGCUUUUUAGGGUAGCUCACCUCGCGAAUGGGUGGGGCCCACACUUCGUUUUUACCGUUUUUACGUCUCAACAUAAAAGUGAAUUUCGGUAGCGCAACAUAAAGUUUCGGUGUGUGUAGAGACAGCGUCACAAAAAAAAGAAGGCAGAAAAAUCUCAUUCGACUCGGGCGUGCUGUGGAAAUGUGGUGAAUUUUGUGCGCGUAGUUGCUGAGGAAAUAAAAUCUUUCUGUUUAAAAGAACUGGAAGGAACUCCCCGCUGUUUAUAAGCAACGUCAAGCCAACAUACGGGCGCCCCCAGCUGCCCCAUUUGUGCCAAAUAAAACGCCAUCAACUUUGUACAACCGUAUAGGUUUGGCCGUGUCAAUCAAACGACUGCUUUUGGAAAACUGUCCCGCACCAGCCCCUAUCGUCAUCAACUCUGCGACACGGACGCAAGUGGCUUGCAGUGGCCGCUCAGCCCUCAACUUCCAGCGUUACGCUACCAAUCAAGCACAAUCAGCACAAGAAAUAGCACAAAAAACAUCAAAUGGCCAUCAAAGGUUGCUGCUCGGUGGUGAAGUACCUGGUGGUACUGGUGAACCUGCUGUUCCUGGUUGUCGGUUUGCUCAUCGUCUCGCUCGCCAUCUGGAUGUUGUCCGAUCCGACGUUCCUGAUCUCGAUGACGCAGAAUGAGACGCACUACACGAUCGGCCUGUACAUAUUUCUGGCCGUCGGUGGGCUUAUGCUGGUGGUCGCCUUUCUCGGUUGCUGCGGCGCAUUCAAGGAAUCCCAAUGGAUGCUCACCUCCUUCUUCUGCUGCUUGCUGAUGGUGCUGGUGGCGGAACUGGCGGCCGGUUUUUGGGCCUUCCAAAACUCUACCAAGCUGGACGAUGUGGUGCGCUCGGCCGUGAAGGAUUCGGUGCAGACACAGUACGGUGUGAUUCCCGCUCGUACCGCUACACUCGACGCUAUUCAGAAGCACUACCAAUGCUGCGGUGCCGAAGGCCCAAACGAUUGGCAGUCCAGCGCCUACAAUAACGUGGAAAGACCGACGCCCAGCAUUGAGCUAGGUAAGCUACCGAUAAGCUACAACGUGCCGGAAACGUGCUGUAGCUCGCACAUCUCACCCGAAGAAUGCAAAGCUGCCCGCCGAAUUGAAUAUGCGACUACGGCCAAACCGACGAAAAUAUUUGCCGAUGGCUGCAUGGAGAAGCUGGUCGACGCGAUUCGGAAAAACAUGAAAACAAUCAGCUACGUAGGUGCUGCGAUCGUUUGCAUCGAGCUGUUGACGCUGAUUCUGUCCCUGCUGCUGUGCUGUGCAAUUCGCCGAAACGAACACUAUAAACACUGAGCGGAUACGGGGCUGCUGCUGUAAACCCCGUGCCUGGUCAUUCUUAUCUGCUCCGUUUAUUCUCUGGCGUGUAGCAACGGUUCUACUGAUGUAUUACAGCCAACUCAUUCGAAUCUUAUUUACUUAACGAAUCUGACGGUGUAGAUUUUCUAACGUAACAACAAGGCCAUGACAAUGUGUUUGAUUUAACUAAUCAUUAGGAUAAUGAUAUACUCUUUGUUAACAUUCAUAUUCAUAUACAAGCGUAUUAUUUUAAUUUUUUAACACAUCAUUCAACAUAUUCCUAAGUAGGAUGAACGAAUGGUGCACGCCAAAGCCAAAUAUGAAAAUGCAUAUAAAUGAAGUUAAAAAAACACAAGAAAAUCAUUGAGAACUCGCCGAAAACCUGACUGCCAGACAGUUUGCAAAACCAAUUAUUUAUAAUAUUAUUACACGGCAUUUAAAGAAUCUACUAAAAGAAGCGCUCAUAUUUUUUUUUAAUUAAGGUGUAUCCUUUUAUGGUAGUAUUUUACAACAGUGGCCGCCAUAAGUAAAUGCCCCCCUCCGGUUUUUUUUUAUUUCCGUCUAUGAAGCCUUCUUUUUGCUUCUGGUAACUUAUAUCUGUACAAAUUCAAAAGUUUAAGCAUAGUUUUGGCUGAUAAACAAAAGCCUAUUAGCGUAUGUACUCUUGCACAACGAAAUAUAGUUAGUUCCGGCGUUUUCUUAAUCUCUGGAAUGUUUUUUCACUUAUUUGAUUAACCGUCUUCCCCCCUGAAAUGAAGAUGGGCUUUUAUUUAUGACGGCCAGUGUACCUAGUUCAAUCCGCUCUAUCUAUGCCUAAGAAAUUCUCUCGUUUGCUGCAGUUCGCAGAGUACAGCCUGGCAUAUUAGGUAGCCCUGUAGGCACAAUCACAAGCGGGUGCCAAGCGUGAAUGCUAACAGUUUUCCGCAACGGCGAAAAAGGAGUUAUAUACCGCCAAUUGACUUAAGAAAAAGCUUUUUGUUUUCAGUAAAGCAUAAAGAUUAAAUAAAUAUAUGUCUACUUUCUAACUUUA
This is a messenger RNA of Anopheles aquasalis, 2391 nucleotides long. Its product is annotated as CD9 antigen-like. Gene Ontology annotation, cellular component: plasma membrane. The record is from RefSeq and is a predicted model, not a curated record. Lineage: Eukaryota; Metazoa; Arthropoda; Insecta; Diptera; Culicidae.